AAAUUUGUGCCCAAUAGAACUUGGCCCAUCUAGUUAAUAAAGCAGAAUAAACCUAAACGGCUAGACCUGGAACUCUUGGAAGUCGGGAUGUCAAUCCAACCCGUAACCAUGGGUAUCCUACCCGAUCGUAACCGGUCAACGAGGGUAAUUACUCGCUUUGACGGGUUAAGGGAGGGUACGGGUAAUACCCGGUUUCAAAACAAAGGGUAAGGUACGAGUAUGGUAAUCGAUAAUACCCGCCCUGUUAUACCCGCCACGCUAACCAAAGGGUCAAUUUCCCUAGCCCUAACCCUGCCCACCAGUUGAUUUUCCUUGCCCUCACACAGGUGAGGUGCUUGCUCAGGCUCUUCUUAAAACUUUACUUGCUUGGGAUAUCGACACAAAGGUAUCUACGAUUACCUUGGAUAAUUGUUCUACUAAUAAUGCCUUGAUGGAUGUCAUGAAGCAUAAGUUAAGCAAUGAGCAUUUGAUGUGGUCUGGUUCUAAUAUUGUCUUUGUUGUUUUUGUUUAUGUGUGGAUUGUUGAAACUAGAACAAAUAUGAUGUAUUGUGUUUUUGUUUGUGUGGAUUGUAGAAGCAAGAACAAUUAUUAUGUGUUUGUUGUUUUUAUUUGUGUGGAUUGUUGAAGCUAGAACAGUAACAAGUAUUGAGAAUUUUUAAUGGACAACAGUAUGUAUGUGCAUGUAUGUAUAUAAGUUCACAUUUUAGGAUUCAUACUCAUGGUACCCGAAUACCUGUGGUUACCCGAUGGGUAGGGUAUGGUUACAUCAUUUUUAUACCCGGUGGUUAUUUGGUUGGAUAUUUUAAGAGGCUCUACCCGACGCGUUAGAAGUUGGUAUAGUGUAAACUCGCACCCGACCCUACCCAUUGCCAUCCCUACUUGGAAGGACUAGGAGUAGGAGGAGAGUUCCUUUUUUUUAUUCUUCUUUCGUUGUUUGUGAAAAUAGGUAUCACAAUUCAAUUCACAAUUUCUCACAAACACGGAGUUAUAAUAAUUAAUCAAAUAAAAAUAUGAGGUGACAGAAACGUAAUAUAUUUUUUUUUAUAUGAAUGAAACGUAAUAUUCUCAAUUCCUAUCUACUGUGUUUUCAUUAAAUUGGAAAAUUAUUUCAAUUUUGCGCUUUUUCCGUUCCACAAGGAAAAGUCCAUUCCGCAAACUAAUUGCCGCCUGUUUCAAUACAAAAACUCGAACUCUCUCUUCCGUUCCGCUCCUCUCGCCUUUUUCCCUCCAACUGCCAACAAAACCCUUCUUCGCGCCUCCCUUCCCUUUCUCUCACUCUCAAUUCAAUGGCCAUGGCGACCAACUCCGCUCAAGAUCCGACGCGUUCAGCUCCGCCGUCCCCUUUCCACUUUCAGCUCCUCCAUUCCCAUCCUCACCUCCACACUCCGAAUCAAAACGUCGCCACCGCCUCUCCUUUCCCUCCUUCUCCCAAUCGAAUCUUCGCCUCCCCUCUCCCUUCCGCCGACGCCGGCGGCGGCAUCGCUCGCCACUGCAGCAGCCUUCUCGCUCCUCCCCCGACGGCAGCAACGAUUCUCCACUCGCCUAAUUCGCAUUCUGCUCUCUCCUUUAUCACUAACCACACGAGUGAGGAUGGUAAUUACAAGGUUCAAAAUGGAGGAGGAGGAGUGGUGGAAGUCCCUAAUGGCUUCAGUCCAGUCAAGGGGAAGCAGCAUAACAAGGUGAAGGUCACAAAACAAAGCAAGUUGGCUGGGAAAAAGUCUAACCCUGAGUCUGUUGAUGGUCAGAGCCCAACCAGUGGCUGCAGAUACGACAGCUCUUUGGGGCUGUUAACGAAGAAGUUCGUGAAGUUAAUCCAGGAGGCCAAAGAUGGCACCCUUGAUCUCAACAAGACAGCAGAAGUUCUGCAGGUUCAGAAGAGAAGGAUAUAUGAUAUCACAAAUGUUCUGGAAGGAAUAGGGUUGAUAGAGAAAACUUCUAAAAACCAUAUACGGUGGAGGGAUUCUUCUGAUGGUUCUGGGACAAAGGAGUUUGAUUGUGAUGUCAAUAGAUUAAAGGCUGAAGUUGAUAGUCUUCAUUCCGAAGAAUGCAGGCUUGAUGAAGCUAUAAGGGAAAGGGAAGAAAGCUUAAGGCGCCUACAAGCGGAGAAAAGCAAUCAAAAGUAUCUCUUUCUGACUGAGGAGGAUAUUAUCAGCAUUCCCCAAUUCAAGAAUAGCACAUUGAUGACAAUCAAAGCCCCUCCUGCUAGUAAUCUCGAAGUUCCUGAUCCUGAUGGUGACCAGGACUUGGGCUCCCGCCAACACAGAAUGAUCAUUAGGAGUGUCACAGGACCAAUCGAAUUGUAUCUCCUGAGCAAGUAUAAUCACCAAGCGACGGAUGUGGUGGAAAUGGACACCUGUGACGAUGCUAGACAUAGUUGCAGCAAUUCACCAAAUGGCUCUACUUCUCCUGCAUCUUACACGCCUGGGGUUCAGAGGAUGGUACCUUCUUACAAUGAUAACUAUGAUGACUACUGGCUGCAAUCGAAUAAUGAAGUGUGCCUCUCUCAGUUAUGGCGUGACUGAGUACUGAAAUGUAACUGUGCUCGAGUACUACAUCAUGUUAUGACUUGUAUCUGGUAAUAUCCCAUGAUGAAAAGAGUCUCUGAUCUAGGUAUGAAUUAUUAGCAGUGCAGCAAUAUCUGAGGUGAUUCUUUUUAUAGUUUUAGAUCCUGGUGGGGGAAAUUAAGUGUAGAUAAUUAGCUUAUCCAGGGCUGAUCGCAGGGCUUACCAAAUAACAACCCUAUAUCAAGAUUAAGGGUUCGUAGUGAGAUUCGUUCAAGUAUUGGGCCAUAUAGGAAAUUUGUUAUUGUUGCAUUUCCAAUAACAAAAAGGAUGUUCCUUUGUUACCAAAAAAAAAAAAAAAAAAAAAGAUGCUCCUUUUUUUUUUAUCACAGUUCGGUGGUUGAUUCAACUAGAUCUUUGUUCAAGAUCACAGAAAUAUGGAAGUACUUCCUAUUGGUGUUUUCAUUUUUCCAUAUCCAUUUCGUGGUUAUACCAUAACAAUGGUGGAGUUAACUUAUGGUUCAGAAGGUGUUGUAUCUCUCUUCAAUUUUUUAUUAAAAGUAUAAUUUGUCUUUUUUUUUACCAAGUAAUAUCAAAGUACAAUAGUUAAAACCUCUACCCAAACUCCAAAAAAAAGAGAACAAAUAGAAGAGCCACCCUACAAAAUCGAAGGACGUUAUCUCCACAGGGGAUAGCAGCACGGCUUGUCUUGCCACUCUAUGGGCAGCCCAGUUGACAGUCCUCGGGACCGAGCUAAAAAGAAUACAAGCAGAACAUGAACUCAACAACUGAAAAUAAUAACGAAGUAAGGGCCCGCCCACUGAGUCUUCAAAGCACCUGCCUUCAAGUUGCCGGAUAACUACUUCUAAAUCACCUUCGAUGAUGACGAGAGGAAUAUCGCGAGAAAGCACUAAAGAGAUGGCGUCCCUGGCAGCCAGCAUCUCUGCAAGAUAAGGGUUCGAAAUUCCUGGAUGAAGGAACCCCAAGGCCAAGAAGACUUGCCCAUCCGGACCUCGAGCUACGAUGCCUGACGAGCUACCCGCAUCUCGAACAACAGCGUCGAAAUUGAUCUUGAAAAACCUUCAGGAGGACCAACCCAACUGGAAGGAUGAGAGGGCUGCAGGCGAGGAGGAAGGAUCUGGGGGAGGGGGGAGACAGAGGAGUAUUCUUGAACUUGGAAGAAGAAUUGACGGGCAAGCGAACUGGCUAGUGGUUGAAUAAAUUCAAACACCACUUUAUUUCUAGAUUUCCAAAUUCUUCAAAGAAGGCAAAUGCAGGGGAGAUAGUGGAUUUGGAAGCUUUCCGAGUUCAUAACAUAUCGCCACCAGAUCCCAAAGUUUUUAGUUGGGGCGGAGAGAAGUAAGCUACUUAGUCCCACCAUAUUCCAGAGGUGAAAAGCAGGUGGACAAUGAAAGAAGAGGUGUUCAAUACUCUCUUGACUAUCCCAACAAACUGGACAACGAGCUUGACAGUUAAUUCCCCGGGACCUAAGAGUCGUCGUAGUUGGCAAAAUAACUUUCAAACAUUGCCAUAUAAAGAACUUGAGCUUUGGCGGGACGUCGAGUGCCCACAUUCUUUUCCAAACAGGAGGAUCAAUGAUAUUAGCCAUCGAUUUUUGGCUGAGCAUUAAGAUAUUAUCCAAGGUAAGAUGAUACCCUGUUUUUACCGAAUAAGAUCCACUUUUGGUAAAGUGCCAUACUAACUUGUCUUGUUGAGGAAGUAUGGGAACUACCAUAUUACGAAUGAGAUCAACUGAAUUUUCUUUGAACCAGUGCCUUAAUUUAGGAAUAUGCCAAUCCCUUUGAGAAAACAUGCGGGGUCACCCGUGGGUUUGGGUCGAUUCGCCUGCAUUUUAUCCGAAUUUUGUUAUGUAAGUGAGUCUGUGGGUGGGUGACAGGUUGUGCUGUGAGGCAUUCACCGCGUGAUGGGUGGGUUGUGGGCAUGUGCGCGGGUGACCCGAACAAAGUUGUUUGCGUUAG
This is a messenger RNA of Linum trigynum, 4480 nucleotides long. The record is from the annotation of a GenBank genome assembly. NCBI's taxonomy places the organism in Eukaryota, Viridiplantae, Streptophyta, Magnoliopsida, Malpighiales, Linaceae.